Molecule: messenger RNA, 549 nt
Organism: Rangifer tarandus platyrhynchus (Svalbard reindeer)
Lineage: Eukaryota; Metazoa; Chordata; Mammalia; Artiodactyla; Cervidae
Source: the annotation of a GenBank genome assembly
AUGCUGCUAGCCAAAGGCCACACGCUCACUGCCGGGGAGGAGUGGGAGAGGAGAAACCCAGUCCCGGACCAUUUAUGCAUCAAGCAGCUGCAGCGGCCGAAGGACCAGGAGGAGGAUGACAAGGAGAAAGAGAAGCCAGGCUGCAAGAAAGCCACUGAGCUGUGCAUCCACGACCUGGAGGACGACCUGGAGUUGUCCUCCGAUGACAGCAAGGCCAGCAGAGAGGAGGGCGGCUGGGGCCCCAAGGCUAAGAAGAAGGUGCCACCCAGCAAGGGGGGCCGGAAGAAGGGAUCAGGUGAUGAGGCCUUUGAGGUCAGCGAUAAUGGUGACUUCAAAGGCCAGGAGGUGGACUACAUGUCCUCCAGCCGCAGCAACUCCCAGGAGGAGCUGGAGGGCAAGCCCAAGGUCACCCAGCAGGGGGAGAGCCCCAAGGGCAUGGACAAGCAGAGUGUGAGCUGUGAUGAGUGCCAGAAGGAGAAGCUGCCCCAGGAGGACAAGAAGGCACCCAUGCUGCAGGAGAAGCAGAGGAAACAGCAGCGAGGAGAGUGA